Messenger RNA from Yarrowia lipolytica CLIB122, 3390 nucleotides. RefSeq lists its product as uncharacterized. Gene Ontology annotation, biological process: early endosome to Golgi transport; intra-Golgi vesicle-mediated transport. Lineage: Eukaryota; Fungi; Ascomycota; Dipodascomycetes; Dipodascales. Gene Ontology annotation, cellular component: TRAPPII protein complex. The record is from RefSeq and is a predicted model, not a curated record.
AUGGUAGCGGAGAAAAAGACACGGAUCACCUACUUUGAUCCGUUUGGUGUUUUCACGGGGAACCUCGAGGAGGGCCUGCGCAAACGGCUACCGCUCCAGAACCUCCAUUGGAGCGCUCUCUCGGGCGACAAGCCUCUCAGAUCGAUCCCUAGGCUGGAUGUGGAGCUGGUGGAGGAUGUGGCACAGCAUGGGGAGGCCGAGGCAUCCAAGCCGCGGCUGCAUCAGAUGCAAGGUCUCUCGAAUGAGCCCUACUUUGCCAUCAUGUUUGUGCGGUGUGAUGACACCGAGACUUACAAGUCCAGUGUUCGGAAGGUGAUUCGAGAUUGGUUCAACAGAAGCGUCAGCCACCGCAGGGAGCCGAUAGAAUGGAUGAUUGUCAACUGGAAAAGCAACAAGUCGCGACCAAAGAGCUCGGUAUUCGACAAGAUCAAGUCCGACUUCAACACUGAUAACAAGAAGGAUAGAUGCAUUCAGGUCAGAGAGGACGCCAGUGCGGAGGAUCUCAUUGAUUUUUGGGGCGACUUGAUAUCACGACUCAAGGAGGGAGUGCUGGAUACUUUUUCCAUGCGCGUGGACUCGUACGAAAAGGAAAUUGCCAAGUUGGAGGCCCAGAAGAAUGUGGUGGGAUGGAACUAUGGAGCCUUCUUUGUCGCCAAGGAGGGACUCGGUGUGUCGUUUGAAAAUGUGGCACUGUAUGAUGACGCUCUGCAAGUCUAUGAUGAGCUGGAGGCCUCGUAUCAGGAAAUGUCGGCCAACAAAAACGUCACAUUUGUCUCUAAGAUUGGUUUCGAAAAGGUGGAUGUCGGUAUUUUGGAACCCCAGCAUGAGACUGACAUCAAGCUCGAGAUUCUGGCCAACGAGGUGUCACUGUUCGAUUUCAGAUGCUACCUGUUUGGUCGGCAGGUAACCCAGCUGCUUCUGCAGUCUCGAUCUGCUACUACUCCCUCUAUUUCUGCAUUGUUUAUGAGUCAGGUUCUGUCUCGUGUGCUGUCAUUCCAACGGGAGAUCCGAACUCUGCUUUAUAGCAACAAGAAGGAUCCUCUGAUGGUGGCUGACUGGGCAUACCAUGUGUCCAACGAGUUCCUUGAAGUGUCUGAUACCAUUGAGACUGAGGGACGAGAGAUCAGCGAGGCCCGUGGAGAGCUGCUGUUUGCAUGCAGAGAAAUGCUACUGGCCCUGGCCGAAAACAGAGGCUGGUACCUGGUUACGGCCAUGCGAGAAGUGUCUCUUAAUGACGAACCCAAGAGCGAAUAUAAACCCACCGAACUCGUGGCUGCUCUGCUUUCCAAUGAAGAGGAGUUUCUGGAGUCUUACCGAGAACUCACCGUCCAGAUUGCGGAGGAAUACCGACAUGCUGGCCGAGAAAGAUCCAUAAAGGCUUUCACGUGUGAUUUGGCCCUUUUGGACUUCCAGCAGGGUCGUUAUGAGCAGGCUGUGACGCAGCUGAAGACUCUACCUUCUCUGUUUUCUACCCAGGGAUGGGAUGCUAUGGCAGUGUCUGUCUUCAAAUAUUACACAAAGUGUCUGCAGGCUCUUGGACGAAAGGAAGAACUUCUAAAUGCUGUUCUGCUGCUGGUCUCCCAGCGAGAGCUCAUCACAUCCCGCGAACUCGAUGAGUACUUCAAAAUUGCUCUUUCUCUACGAAGUGAGCAGCUCGAGUUUGACCUCACUGGCACUUUUGUAGUUGAUCUGGCUAGUGGAGUGACGCAUUCCAAGGAGGAGAAUGACGACUCUGUGCUUCUCGAGGUCGCAAUUAACUCCCCCUUGCCUAAAGCAGUGAAGGUUAGCCAGGUCUGUGUCACGUACUCAUACGACCAAGACGGAGCAGCAGAUAACAAGGUGAUCAAAUUCGAGAGUCUGGCGACCACCAUUGCCCCAGGUGUGAACAAGCUGCAGCUCGAGACUAACCAGUUCACAGAGUAUCCGUUGUACCCUCGAGAGCUUGUUAUUUCCAUCGAUAAGCUGUCGCUGACUAUCGACAUCGUUUCUUCAGCUCCCUUGUACAUGUCUUCUGGCCCCGGUAACAUGAAUGCUCGUAUUUCUGUGCCUAGAGAGCUUCACUUGAACAGAAAGUGUGUCGCACUCACUGUCUCAAACUCUUCCACGGUCAAUGAAGGUCUCAUUACUGUCUCUUGUGUCGACCUCCAGAGCAAGCUGUAUGUCAGGGACGCAACACUAACCAUUGAUGGUAAGCCCGUGGACGAUAUGGACGACGGAGAAAUUCUGUCUGCUGACGAAAUCGUGUUUGAGAAUCUCGAGAAGGGCCAGGUCUUGGAAGUCCUCAUUCCCUACGAGAAUCAUGGCCCAGCUAUUAUGGAGUUUGGAAUAUCCAUCAAGUACAGAACUUCAGAGGGCGAGUAUCUCUACGACACUACCGAUUCUGUCGAUGUGCGAUUACCCAUCUCCGUGUCUGUUCAGGACGUAUUCCGAACCUCCUUCCUCUACUCCCGGUUUUCUGUCACAUCUACAGACGCCUCUCCCAUUCGAACUCUGGGUGUCACCCUGUCGGAAUCUGAUGGAGAAGAUCUUUAUGCCAUCUCUACUCCCUCAAUGUCUUCCGACGUCGUCUUCACUAACCAGGCUGCGUCUUUCACCUUCAGAAUCGAGCCGCGAGACUGGUCCAGGUUCAUUGCUGCUGGUGCUAAGAAGCCUUUGACUCUCCGAAUCGAGUUUCGGCGUGUCGCAGACGAACUGGUGGAGUUUAUCUGGGCCAAAAUCACAGCAAAGCUUGCUGCUGCAGGUCUGGAAGACUGCAUUGUCUCUCUGCGUGUCAUUAAGUCUCUCAUAGAGGCUGAUGUCACUUCCUAUGCUCUGCGACUGCCUACCAUGUCUGAGCCUAUUGUUCUUCCUGAAUGGACAGAGGCACUGCAGGCAGUCUCCAAGGAUAAUCAUGAGAAGGUAAAGGAAGUUGUCAACGAGGCUUUGGCUGAGUCUACCUCGUGCUCCGAUGAGUGUCUGCUGCCUAGUCAGUUUUUGUGCAUCUCUGUGCCUGUGCCUCAGGUCCAGAUUGUUCUUUCAUCCAAGCUGACCGAGGACAAGCCUACUACAAAGCCCCAGAGAGUCGGUGAAGCCAUCGACUACACUCUGAAUAUCAACUCAAAGCUGUGGGAUUCUAACCUAGCCCCUGAUACACGGUUCUUCUAUGAAAUUCUGCCCCUGCCUGAUACUUGGACAGUUUACGGAAGACGGAAGGGCCACUUUGUGCCAGCCGACAAUGUGGUGGAGAAUCUGCAGCUGGUCCCACUCAAGACAGGCCGAAUCGCACUGCCUGAGGUGGUUAUUCGGCCUGCUGACUCUGAGACCCCCAUUUCUAUGGAGGUGGACAACCGAAUCGGCGUGAAGUACGUGGUUGUUGCUCCUGAACUGGGCCGACUGACAUUCUCGUUCUGA